AUGGGACUCCCAGGUUGGAUGCGGCGCUGCGAGAUCUACGCGAUCUGCAUGGUAUGGCCUAUUGCCACCAUUGUGGGGCUCGUAGGCACCUAUCGUCUCUUCAUCUGGAGCUACGGCGGCCGCGAAUGCUUCCGCUACGUUGUCAUUCAGGAGCCUUUUAAGGAGGAGUGGUAUCAGGCGAACCCCAAGUCGACGCUUGGAAUGGAUACGCCUCUCUCGCACGUGCCGAAGUACCUGGAGACGCCGGGCUACACCGUCGACGGGGAUACCGAUGAUCACCCACACCACCGUAACUUUUAA
Leishmania braziliensis MHOM/BR/75/M2904 is the source of this 300-nucleotide messenger RNA. RefSeq lists its product as hypothetical. The coding region runs from base 1 to 300 and encodes 99 amino acids. The transcript has a single exon. The record is from RefSeq and is a predicted model, not a curated record. NCBI's taxonomy places the organism in Eukaryota, Euglenozoa, Kinetoplastea, Trypanosomatida, Trypanosomatidae.